Anneissia japonica is the source of this 4884-nucleotide messenger RNA. RefSeq names its product serine/threonine-protein phosphatase 1 regulatory subunit 10-like. Bases 551 to 2806 code for a protein of 751 amino acids. Gene Ontology annotation, cellular component: nucleus. NCBI's taxonomy places the organism in Eukaryota, Metazoa, Echinodermata, Crinoidea, Comatulida, Comatulidae. The record is from RefSeq and is a predicted model, not a curated record. Gene Ontology annotation, molecular function: metal ion binding. The transcript is spliced from 19 exons.
UCCUGUCGCGCUCGCAUUUUCUUGGAUUCUCUGAGCCGAGGUGGAAUUAGCUUGAAAAACCUUUCAAUUUUUUGUUAGAUUUGGAAUUUUAAAACAAAAUUUUACAUAUUAACUUACUUUAUAUAUUAAAUUAGCAGUUGGCGUGUUCUAAAUUCUUACUACAAUCUGAUUUUGUGGUAUAUCUGGAGAAAUUAACAAGCAUUCGUUCAAGCUUUGCCUGGUCGUGUCGAUCAACCCAAGCCGAUGCAAUGGCCUUCUAUAAAGUCUGCCUGUACAUAUAAGGGUGGCUAUACAUAAAAGGCAUUGUAUCUUUAUUAGUCGAUAUAUUACAAGAUAUUGUAUAAAUUAUAAGACAUUGGUUGUUACCAUGUUGGUACACAGAAGUGUGGAGAAGAUACAGCGGUGAAAAGGAUAUUUCGCUCUAUGAAAUGAAAUUGGGCCAAAAUAUACAGAAUUGACCAGUCCAGCCAGGAUCCCAGCAACUCAAAAAGCUUUUAUCUUGAAAAAAGUUUUUGAACCCAACUACAGUAGUUACAAUCAAAAUAAUUCAAUGGCUUCUUCAACAGCAGUUGAUCCCCGCCAGCUCCUGAAUGCGUUGAGCUCAUUAUUGACACCAAAAGGAGAGAUAAAAGAUGAAGAUCAUGUAGAAAAAAUAUUAAGUUUUAUGAAAAGUUCACGGAAACUUGUUUCAAAGUGUAUUUACAUGAACAUCAUUAGGGCUACUCAUCCAAAAGAGGUUUUGAUGAAGUUUGUUGAGUGUGGUGGAUGGGAGAUGAUCAACCAUUGGCUUCAUGAGGGAUUGGAGAAUGAACACAACAUAGUUGUCAUAGAAAUCAUGAAGGUACUCAAGCAUUUACCAGUCACCGUUGAUAUUUUGAAGAAGAAUGAUACAGCGAAGACUAUAAAACAGUUAAGCAAGAAUGAUGGCAAUGAACUACAACCCAAUGCAAGUGAUUUAGUAGAUUCUUGGAUGAAAGUGAUCAAGCAUAGUCCUGGACCAGAAAAACCUGUGAAGAAGAGGAAGUUUAAACUUAAAAAGGAAGAAAGCAAUGGAAAUUCCUCUGAAAAGAAACCUGUUGAGAAUGUGAAAAAAGAGCCAGAAAAGACUGAAGUCAAGAAAGUUGGCAAACUAAAAAUAACACAAAUCAAAUCUGGCAAACCAGUUGCUAAGCUAAAGGAUGACAAUAGCCCAACAAACUCAAAGACUUUUGAUCCACCUAAACCGAAAAAAGCUAAAGUGUCGGGACCAGCCCAUGCUAAGCUCAGGUCAACAGGCCUAGAGCAAGCCACGCCGCUCCCAAAAAUGCGUAUUAAGAAAAAGGUUGUAAACGCCUCUAGUACGUCAGAUAAGAAAUUACCUACAACCAAAAGAGAAGGGCCAGUUUUAGAUAAACUUUCACAACCAGUUGAAAAGAAAGUGAAACAAGAAUUAGACAACAAUAAUGACACAAACAAACCAAAAGUCCUGACCAAACCUAACAAAGUCCAUACAGUCCAUGAAAGUGCAGGGUUCAUGGACGCACUGCUGGCACCUCCGACAGCACCGAUAAGACGGAAACCCAAGAAACCCCCAGUUAAGCCAAUCUCACCCAAGGGUGGGCCAAAGAAUCCAUUUGAUGUAACAGAGUCCACUGCAGAGCCGCAGAAUGAUAAAGAUGUGAAAACUGAGGCUCCAAAAAUUCGAUUCUACUCUGCGGGAACGACAGAAGAUGAGGAGACCAAUUCAACCAAUGACAAUAAAUCAGAAACAAAGAAAAAGAAGAAAUCAGUGAGAUGGAAAGCAGACGAAAACCUUGUAUCUUUUCAUUAUUUUGAAUUGGAUGAAAGUGAACGAGUAAAUGUAAAUAAAGUUUCAAAUUUUGCUGAUGCAAAACGACUAGAGAGGGAAAGCGAGAAAGAAGCUUUGAUGUCUGUGAAGAAGGUGAUACCAAACGAAGACGAAAAAUCAUCAAACGGAACAAUAGAAUAUAUGCCGUGGCAACGUCCAAUCAUGAUCUAUCUACAAAAUGCGCCAGCAGAGGUUGUAUGUAAUAGUCAAGAGAAGGAGACGCAGCGGCAACGUGAAAUGGCUGUAUUGCAGGUGCUCUUUUUUGACAAGGCAAGUCUUCCCGAUACGCCGAUGGAACCAGACCCGGAGAUCCUGGAGCCCUCUGUGGUAAAGAGAAUACCGCUGGAAGAUGAAAGCAAUGCAGAAGAGAUUUCCGAUCCUAAUAUGGCCUUUGACCCAAAUGCAGAUUAUGACGCUAAUGUGGCUUAUGACAUGAAUGGGCAACCUUACGACCCUAAUGCACCGUACGACCCUAACCAGAUGGAGGUCGGUGAUCCCAAUGCUCCUUCAACAUAUGACAACGUGCAUCAGGUUCUAUCGUCACUUAUGAACCAAGGCCAUGAUGUAGGGGGUAAUAUUAUGCAGGAAGAGGGUCUAACAUCAAAACUGAAAGAAAUUAUGGACACAUUAAAAGGAGGAGGUCCUCCAAGGAUGCCGUUUAACCCAAAUAAUCCAGGGGGUUUCAUGAGACCCCCACCAAGAGGAAGAGGCGGAUUAUUAGGCAAUGUUCCAAUGAGUUACAGAGGUCCACAUCCACCAAGGUUCCCUCCUUUCCCUCCUGGUAUGGGAGAGCCACGAGGCCCACCACCAAGGGGUCCGAUGCGAGGUAUGCGUGGUAGUCGUGGAAUGCGUGGUCGUGGUGGCCGUGGUCGUGGUGGCCGUUCUGAACCUUGCUGGCAUUUUAUGAAUCGGGGCGGUUGCAGGAUGGGUAGUCAAUGUCACUUCCUCCAUCCUGGAAUCAACGGUCCUCCGUUAUGAACUCUUCAAGAGACAACUAUCAAUCUUGAUGAUUGUAAUACUGCUGAAGACGUGGAUUUCAAUUGAUUCAAUGUCAAAUUAGAAAUGCAUAAUAAUGAGAAUAACAUCAGAGACUAUGAAAGUGUUAAAAACUAUUUAUGAUGAAUUGAGCUACAAUUGCUGCCAGAAAUAAAGUUUCAACUCACGGAAAAAAAAAACAUGUUGAGACUGCUGAUGGUCUAGUGUUGUAUUAUGCAAGUGAUUGCUUCAUAUGCAACUAUGUAAAACUAGCCAAUCAUAUCUUGCCAUUCCAACUUCCAAUGACCUGAUUGCCCAUUGAAAUUUCAAGGGUUUGAAUAAUUUUUUAAUAUAAAUUGAUCGUUCAGUAUUUUAUGCAGUCAAUGUAUCAAACUGAUUGGUAUUUCAUGUUGAAAAAAACCCCACCAUGUUUUUUAAGCUGCUUACAAAUAAAAUAGAUUAUUGAAAUAUUGCCUGUGUUAAAUUAAUGAUUUAAAAAAAUGAACUUAUUUAAUCAUGGGAAUGAGUACUUUAUUUAUCUCAAUCUUUAUAAAAAUGUUUAAUGAAUUUUAUUAUAGAAGAAAUUUUUCAAAUGGUACUGUUAAUGAAUUACUGAUUGAUUGCUAAGGAAGCAGCCUCCUCCCUACAUUGGUAGUUUCUUAGGUAACCAAGUUUGAAAGUGGUAUGUUAACCAAAGUCUAUGGAACAAGACCAGGCUGCAUAAUGGGUGAGAGGAGUGGCCCAAGAAGGCGCAAGUAAUGAUCUUGUGCAUUCCAAUCAGUUUGCCAAGCUUGAAUAUUCAUUUUGAAAACAGUCUGCAUGCAGUAUGUACCAAAUUGCUGUAUUUAUAUCAAUGCAAAGACAGCAUAGCAAGUAUACUGACGUCAUACGUGGUGAAUUUUUCGUGAAAAUAUAAGCUAAGAAUAAGUACCGUAUUCAAUUAAUUCCUAACCAUAAAACCAUUUGUAUCUAUCUAUGAUUACAAAAACAUGAUUCAGAUUUUUCUGUGACGUAAAUUUUUUAUAGGGGACUUUCCCUCAUUUCCCGAUAAUGUGAGCCAUUUUCAUCACUCCUUGGUUUAAUUGUUCUUCCGAUAAUGACAGACACCGAUUUGUAAUUUGAACAAUGUUAAGAACUUGAUUGUAUUAUUGUUUGUUUAGAUUUUUGUAAUUUAUCAUCUCUAAUCGAGAUAUGUAUAAUGUGUAUCGAUAAUGUUUGAUCAUCAGAAAAAUAAGACUAUUUUUAUAAUAAGUUGUUUGUUUUUGGUGUUUGUUCGAUUCCAUAAGGCCACAGUUUAAUGUGAAUAUGUUCGUCGACAGUGGGACAACUCGCAACUAUUCUACGACAUUGUCAACUGAAUAAAUUGAGACACAAUAUGGCAGCAAUUACAAUAACACAUUUUAGAUGAUUUUUUUUAACUCUAAUGUACAGCAUACAGCUAUUAUUGUCCUUGCAACAGAGCAGACGACGCGCAGACAACCAGUCAAUGAACUUAUGAUGAUAUAGCUUCUGUCAUAAGUGACAGCUUCACUUAACAAAUUUGGCAGUAGGGAUGAUGAAAAGAAAUACCGUGACCCCUCCGCAGUCGUUUAUAAUAAAACAUAGUGAAACUUAUAUAAAAGGCUCUACAGCAAUAAGAAUAUUUCAACGGAUGAUUAUUAUAGAAGAUUAAAUGAUCAGUAAAUGCAUAUGGAAAGACAUUGAUGUGUGUAAUCCACAAUUUGUACACGGUGGUCAACAACACAAAAAUACCAUAGCCUGAACUGUAGCUACAGAAAUUGGUGGCCUUUCGUUUUCGUUGGCAGUUGAUGCUGAAUGAGUACCUAUUGAUUAUCAUAUAUUAUGUACUGUAUUAAAAUGAGCUAAUCCUGCGUGGAAAAUGGUUGAGCCAAAUAAUUUUAGUUUGCCAAAAGAGGAAUAUAAUCCCUAUUUAAGUGAUUUGCUUGUAUUAUGCCUGUUUUUCGUAGGUAAGAUUCUUUCCAUGAAUAUAAAAAUGAUACAAAAUGCCGAUAUGGAAAUGGCUUAAAAUAAUAAAUAUGUUUGUCAAUAAGUGUGACGGUUAAACGUCGUCAAAUUUGAAA